Messenger RNA from Cucumis sativus (cucumber), 2036 nucleotides. RefSeq lists its product as uncharacterized. The transcript is spliced from 5 exons. Bases 723 to 1736 code for a protein of 337 amino acids. The record is from RefSeq and is a predicted model, not a curated record. Lineage: Eukaryota; Viridiplantae; Streptophyta; Magnoliopsida; Cucurbitales; Cucurbitaceae.
UACAAAGUUGCUGAAAAUUAAUUAGAAGUGUGGACUGUGGAUAAGACGUGUCGAUGCCUACCGCGUUUUUGUGCUCCAAGUCGUGUUCUUAUCUGACCACUAAUUUUACAAACGGUAUUUGACGGAGUUGGGUGCGGGGCAUCUGGCCCUCCUUGUUCCUUCUACCAUUCUCUCCCACCGGCAACCACAAGCGUAAGAUGCAGUCGGCAUCGCUCCGAUUUUUGAGGAAUGCGACGUUCGAGAUUUGAGCUCAGCUGCGAUGGUGGAAUGAACGUGCAAUUCCUUACACUUAUUGAAGAUUGAAUUUCUUGUUUUCUCUAUAGUUUUCACGACCCUUCUCUGUGCAUAAUCAGAGACUUGACGGAGUCUUCUUCGUCGUGGACUUUUGUUCUCCCGUUUUCACAUCGUCGACUCCGUGACAGCCACUUUUAGCUGACACAGAUAUGUAGCAAAUUCUGGCCAGUUUUACUUCUUAGCUUACCUGAAUCUCAACUUGCUGUGUCUUUUAUCAGAAAUUUAUAAUCAAAAUUUUCAACCCCAAAACUCCCGAAAGUCUGGGAAUCUCAAAAUCCAUGUCAUAAUUGGGAAACUUCAGUUUAGUAUGUUGAUAGGCAUGUAUUUAUGAAGUAUAUUUGACAUUGAAAGAAUUCGAGAGGGGGAGAGAAGGACACCAGAUUGAUCUGAAAUCAAACGUGCUCCGGGAUCUUACUGGAGAGCUAGUGAUGACGAAAACAAGUACAGAAGUCUCCAAGAAUGAGCGUAAUGAUGUUCUGGAGGCAUUAAAUCCUGCAAUUUCUAAUUUUCUUGGGCAGCUUUCUCAGAAACUUCAAAAGUCUCUCAAGCUUAAGAAAUUGGCUAAUGACGGUCAGAAGUUAAUGUCAAUGACAACGAGCCCUUUCACAAAAGGGGAAAAGAAGGGACCUUCUACAUCCUGGGAGCUUGAUGUGGAGAAGCAACUACAGGCAUGGAGAGAGAACCCUUCAUGGACCGACAAACCUCCACAAAUAAAGGUCAGUGUACCAAAAGAUACCCUUAGCAGACUCAAUGUAAAAGUUGAUGUUGGUUUGCCACCAGACGCUGUAUAUAAUAUUGUGACAGACCCUGAUAACAAGAGAGUCUUCAAGAAUAUCAAAGAGGUAAUAUCCAGACGGGUUUUGAUCGAUGAAGGUUCGAGGCAGGUGGUUGAGCUGGAGCAAGCAGCUUUGUGGAGAUUUCUUUGGUGGUCAGGGACAAUUUCAGUCCAUGUUCUAGUAGAUCAAAACAGAGCAGAUCACUCAAUGAUGUUCAAGCAACUGAACGCUGGAUUUAUGAAGAGAUUUGAAGGGUGCUGGAGAGUGGAGCCUCUAUUUGUUGAUGAAAGAAUGUGCUUCCCAGUAAAACCAAAGAACUUGGGAGAUUAUCAUGCUUGCACGAAGGGCAAGGGAAGAGUAGGGUCAAGGGUGAGCCUGGAACAGCUAAUUGAGCCAGCUAUUGUUCCACCACCGCCCAUCUCCUGGUAUCUACGUGGAAUUACUACGAGGACCACUGAGAUGCUCAUUCUUGAUCUGCUUGCUGAGGCUGAAAGAAUAAGGGGAGACGUGAAAGGCGAAGUCUUGAACAACGAGCUUGAAAUUUCUCACGAAAUGUCUGAUAGCAACUUAUUAGAUAGUGUUCUUGAUAUUAAAGAAAGAUGGGCAAUGCGUAGAAGAUAUGCGAAGCAAUGUCCUGGGGCAAGAAGGCGCUCUGCAGCCAAAUGAAUAGCCCCAGUCCCUUUAAAGCAGCACGUUGUAUGUAUUAACCGCUGAUAUUUCAUUCUACUUUUUCCAGCUAUUCAUCACAAAGUAGAUUACCCAGACAUCUCUUUUGUCAUCGUGAUUUUGCAUCAGUUUCUGUACUCUGAAGUCUGGAAGUAAGCCUCAGAUUCUUGGUCACGCUUUCACAGGGAAUGACAAAAGCCUUUUUUCUUUUUUGUUAGAUUUGAUGGCACAUGAAAACUUGCUCAAUUAUGGCAAAUGACUAAUUUCUUUUCUUUAUAAUAAUCUCUUAACAUUCACUAA